GAAGUUAUUUACUUCCCUGCGGUACGACCCGAAUUAACUGUCCAGUUCAUUGGAAACCUUAAAGAUUUCAAAGAUAGUGACAUAGAAGAAUGGGUUCAACGAAUAUCCCCUUUCAAAUUCUUGCAUAUCCGUAAAAAACCAGAGGAACUCAUGUUCAGUUCUCCAUCAUUCCCACAAUGA
This is a messenger RNA of Dentiscutata heterogama, 180 nucleotides long. The record is from the annotation of a GenBank genome assembly. Lineage: Eukaryota; Fungi; Glomeromycota; Glomeromycetes; Diversisporales; Gigasporaceae.